Molecule: messenger RNA, 1822 nt
Organism: Tarenaya hassleriana
Lineage: Eukaryota; Viridiplantae; Streptophyta; Magnoliopsida; Brassicales; Cleomaceae
Product: protein SHI RELATED SEQUENCE 1-like
Exons: 2
Coding region: 449-1492 (347 amino acids)
Biological process (GO): positive regulation of DNA-templated transcription
Cellular component (GO): nucleus
Molecular function (GO): DNA binding; DNA-binding transcription factor activity
Source: RefSeq, a predicted model, not a curated record
UCAGAGAGAAGAGACAGAGAAUUAAAUUGGAGGAGCAGAAAGAGCAGAAGAAAGAGAUUAUAAUGGACAUGGCGGCGUUGCAGAGCGCGAGAAAGAGAAAGAAACCUCACUGAUUUCUCCUUCUCUCUUCUCCAUUCUUCAUCUUCCUCCUUUCUCUUAAAUACAACCACACCUCUGACAGUAUACAGCUAAACUCACAGAUUUCAACCGAACCCUAGGUUUUAAACAAUCAGAUUUCCUCCGCCGGAUCAACCGAAAAAGAGUGGACUUUGUUGUCGGGUUUCGUUCAUUUCACUCCUUUUCUCUCCGGAGACCAAACAGAUUCGUUCAAUUUCUGUCCGAAAAGAGAAGAUCUUUGGGGGGGUUAAAUGGUGAUCCUGGAGUUCGGAGGGGUUGACUAAAAGGAAGACCGUAUCGGAUGUGAUAUGGCGAAUGGUGGUGAGAGAGAAUGGCAGGGUUUUUCUCGUUAGGCGGCGGCGGAGGAGGAGGAGGAGGGGGAAGCAACCAAGACGAGCACAACCAAGGAACCAACACUAAUCCUCCCCCGGUGACAGAUGCUUGGCGUUGGUACCGAAACCCUAACUCGCCUACCGCUAACGCGGCAGACAUUACUUCUUCCUACAAAGGAACUCUCGAGCUAUGGCAGCAUCAGAACCAGCAGGAGAUCAUCUUCCACCAGCAACAGCACCAGCAAAGGUUGGAUCUUUACUCCUCCGCCGCGGGUUUAGGCGUUGGACCCAGCAGCCGCACCCAAUUUGAUAUCUCCGGCGAAACCUCCGCCGCGGCGGUCGCAAACAGAGCGGCGCUGAUGAUGCUACGGACUGGAGUCAGCGGAGGAGUGAGCUGCCAGGACUGUGGGAACCAGGCGAAGAAAGAUUGCGCUCACCUGAGGUGUCGGGCUUGCUGUAAGAGCCGAGGGUUCGAGUGCCAGACUCACGUGAAGAGCACGUGGGUCCCAGCCGCCAAACGCCGCGAGCGCCAGCAACAUCUCGCAGCUAUUCAGCACCAGCCGCAAACGCAGACGCAGACGCGGGGAGAGAGCGUUCCGAAACGGCAGAGGGAGAACCUUGCGUCGUCUUCGCUCGUCUGCACUCGUUUACCAGCUAACACUUCAGGGCUAGAGAUGGGUCAGUUCCCACCGGAGUUGAGUUCGCCGGCGGUGUUCAGGUGCGUGAGAGUGAGCUCAGUCGACGUGGAGGGAGAAGACCAGUUCGCUUACCAGACCGCCGUCAGCAUCGGCGGUCACGUCUUCAAAGGCAUCCUCUACGACCAGGGCCCUGAUUGCAGCGGCGGCGCCGCGGAAAGCUCCUCCUGCGGCGGCUCUCAGCCGCUGAAUCUCAUAACGGCGGUCUCUUCCUCCAGCCCCAACAUCGGCAAUAAGGGCGGGGGCGGUUCCUCCUCCUCCGGCUACAUCGAUCCUUCGUCUCUUCAUCCUACUCCGAUCAACACGUUCAUGGCCGGUACGCAAUUUUUUCCGAACCCGAGAUCCUGAAACGGACAUUUGAAGGAAAACACAAAACAUAACUUUAGAAUCUUACGACAGAAAUAGGGUUUAAGCUGAAAAUUUUAGAAGGAAAUAGGAUGCUGAGCACUGGGGUCUGAUUCGCGUCUCCUCGAUUUUCGAUGCAUUUGGGUUUUGAAUUAAUUCACAAAUAACACAUUUAUUAUUGUGAUGGUUAUAUUAUAUGUGUACGGCGAAGAAUCGGGAGGUUCAUCAUGUUUUAUAUUAUAUAAACACUGAACAUUUGCUGUAUCCUUUGUUUCAUUAUGUCGGGUUAUUGGUUUGUAUAACACGUAACCUCAGAAUCCGGAGCUAAAGUUC